Molecule: messenger RNA, 15636 nt
Organism: Zootoca vivipara (common lizard)
Lineage: Eukaryota; Metazoa; Chordata; Lepidosauria; Squamata; Lacertidae
Gene: PAK3
Product: p21 (RAC1) activated kinase 3
Biological process (GO): protein phosphorylation
Molecular function (GO): ATP binding; protein serine/threonine kinase activity
Source: RefSeq, a predicted model, not a curated record
AACAGCACUGAGGCAGUGAAGCAUCCAAGCUACUAAUGUUAGGAUUGGAGGUCAGAAGCUGCUCUAUGGGGAGAAAGGGAAGCCUUUUAAUGGACUAAGCCAGGAGCGUGCCUUCCUUUCCCUCCUUACCCACUCCCCAUUCUUCUUCUUUUUCCUGCAAAGGGUAUUGCUUUCGAUGACAAUACCAGACCCUAAGAGGCCGACAGUCUGGAUACAGCAUGACAGGGCAGACUGCAGGAGGUUGUGAGGGCUGCUGAAGAUGUCAGAUAGUCUGGAUGCUGAAGAGAAACCUCCAGCCCCUCCACUGAGAAUGAACAGCAACAACCGCGAUUCUUCAGCAGUGAACCACGGCUCCAAACCUCUCCCCAUGGCUCCAGAAGAGAAGAACAAGAAAGCUCGGCUCCGUUCCAUCUUUCCAGGAGGGGAUAAAACCAAUAAGAAGAAGGAGAAAGAACGUCCUGAAAUCUCUCUCCCUUCAGACUUCGAGCACACGAUCCAUGUGGGGUUUGAUGCAGUCACUGGGGAAUUCACACCAGAUCUCUAUGGCUCACAGAUGUGCACAGGGAAGUUUCCAGAGGGGAUUCCGGAGCAGUGGGCUAGGCUGCUGCAGACCUCCAAUAUAACAAAACUGGAACAGAAGAAGAACCCUCAGGCUGUUCUGGAUGUCCUCAAAUUCUAUGAUUCCAAAGAGACAGUAAACAACCAGAAAUAUAUGAGCUUUACAUCUGGAGAUAAAAGUGCCCAUGGAUAUAUCGCAGCCCAUCCUUCGAGCACAAAGACUGCAUCAGAACCUCCACUGGCUCCCCCAGUUUCUGAAGAGGAGGAUGAGGAAGAUGAUGAUGAUGAUGACGACGACAAUGAGCCGCCACCUGUUAUUGCCCCACGGCCAGAGCAUACAAAAUCAAUUUACACACGUUCUGUCAUUGAACCUGUUGCGGCUCCAGCCCCGGUGAAAGAACCCACAACCCCUCAGCCUGAGAAUUCCAACUCAAACACCUUGUAUAGAAAUACAGAUCGGCAGCGGAAAAAAUCCAAGAUGACUGAUGAGGAGAUCCUAGAGAAAUUAAGAAGCAUUGUAAGUGUUGGAGACCCGAAAAAGAAAUAUACAAGGUUUGAAAAAAUUGGCCAGGGAGCUUCAGGUACAGUUUAUACAGCGAUAGACGUUGCCACAGGGCAGGAGGUGGCUAUAAAGCAAAUGAAUCUCCAGCAGCAACCCAAAAAGGAAUUAAUAAUCAAUGAAAUCCUGGUCAUGAGGGAAAAUAAGAAUUCCAACAUAGUUAACUACUUAGAUAGUUACCUUGUUGGUGAUGAACUUUGGGUGGUAAUGGAGUACUUGGCUGGUGGCUCUUUGACUGACGUUGUUACAGAAACCUGCAUGGAUGAAGGGCAGAUAGCUGCUGUCUGUAGAGAGUGCCUGCAAGCGCUGGAUUUCUUGCAUUCAAACCAAGUGAUCCAUAGAGACAUCAAGAGUGACAACAUUCUUCUUGGGAUGGAUGGAUCUGUCAAACUCACUGACUUCGGCUUCUGUGCUCAGAUCACUCCCGAGCAGAGUAAACGGAGCACAAUGGUGGGUACCCCCUACUGGAUGGCUCCUGAAGUGGUGACAAGAAAGGCAUAUGGGCCCAAAGUGGACAUCUGGUCUUUAGGGAUCAUGGCCAUAGAAAUGGUGGAAGGAGAACCUCCAUAUCUCAAUGAAAAUCCUCUCAGGGCCUUGUAUUUGAUAGCUACAAAUGGGACUCCAGAACUCCAGAAUCCCGAGAGACUCUCUGCUGUUUUCCGAGACUUUCUGAACCGCUGUCUGGAGAUGGAUGUUGACAGGCGAGGGUCUGCGAAAGAGCUCUUGCAGCAUCCGUUUUUAAAACUGGCCAAGCCGCUCUCCAGCCUGACUCCCUUGAUCAUCGCAGCCAAGGAGGCCAUAAAGAACAGUAGUCGCUAGCGCGCUGAGUCGCGUGUGUGCCCAAUUCCUCCACGGCAGGACUGGACAAAUACUAAGUAGAGCCUCAGACUCUUCUGACGGAGGAUGGGCAGACAGAAACCGACACUCUCACAGUCCACCGGGGGAGGGAGGGAGGCAGCAGCCUUCUGCCCCUUCCCCUGGAAAAGAAACCUAUCACGUAUCUUCUUCCCACUCUACAAUUCCCCAAUUUAUUUCUGAAUGGGAGCCUGAUUGAGAGGGGCAGGACUGGAAGCCUCUGUGCUCUUUUGGCCAUUUCCAGAGCACCGAUGGCACAGCCCAACCAGCGCUCAACCAGGCAGAAGUGAUAGGCCCAAACAUCCUGCCCUCCCCAUUUUUGAUUUUUGAUUUUGUGGGGCAAGGGGGGCUGAAUUUGUGGCCUCUUUCACCCUGGUUGUUGGGACAGACCCAAACUGUUUGCAAACCACUGGUCUAUUUGCUUGUCAUGAGAUAAGGAGGAUCAUGAAGAAGCUUGCUUUAUUUAACCAAAAGAAAAAGAAAGAAUCAUAGAAUCAUAGAAGUUUAAGGGGCCCUGAGGGUCAAGAAAGAAAGAAAGAAAAAAUAAUACUAAAUCAAGAAGCAGGUCAGUCUCAGCAUCCUCUCUGAGAAUUUAUGCUUCGAAAUACAGAAUACAGAUAGCAAUUGCAUUCCUGGACAGCCUGGCGAGGGUGUCAUGAAUAUUGGUGCUUUUGUGUUGGUGAGUUUUCCCUUCCCAAAGCAAAACAGACAAAUAGAAGCAUAUAAACACAGCAGCUGUGAGUAUGUGGCAGUGGGACCAUUCCUGCCUGGUGUCCAUUCGCUUCUCCAUAAUGCUGAGCUGCUCCUCUCCAAAGGACUGGAACAGAAGGCCACCUUUCUGCUUCUUACUCCACAGCUGUUCCAUAGAUUGGUGGAACUGGAAUCGCUGUCCCCAGUUUAAGAUAACACCCCAGUGCUAACCACACACACAAACUUGGGAGAAAUUCCCUUUGAUUUCAGGACAGCAACAAGGCAGGCCAUCACCUCCAUCCAUGAUGGUGCUGCCUUGAAGGAAAGAAUCUCAUGCAAUGUUAGUGUAAUUGAAUCUAGGAGGAAGAUGUGGAAUCUGUGGGCCUCCAGAUGUUGUCGGACUACAACUCCCAUCAUCCAUGACCAGUGGUCAUGUUCAUCACAAUGGACAUGAGGCUGAUGGGAAUGGGAGCUCAACUGCAUCUGGCGGGCUGCAGGUUCUCUGUCUCUAGUCUAGGGUAAAUCCAUUCUCAUUAUGAUGCUGUUAAUGGAAUUUGUCAUUUUCCCUAGAAAACUGAAAGCCACCAGACUGCAUAUCUAGCAAUCCCACUGAAUAGGCUUUGGAAAGGGGCUAAUAAUAAUGAAGAAUUCCACAAGACUGUUGUGUCUACUGUAAGGUUCGGCCUUCUUGAACAUUACCGCCCAUGCAGAAUGGGAAAUGUGACUAAAUAUAAGUAGUUAAGAGAACAGGAAAUGCAGCAGUAUACAGCUUGGUGGGAGGAUUUCUUUCUUCUCUCUUCCCACAAGCCUGUUGUGAUCUGUGACCUGAAUUGCAGAAGACUGAAUCUUCAAUAUCUAGACUCCCUGCAGUCUAGCUAUGACUGUGAAUAUUUGUUAAAGCAGCAUAUUAGCUUUUGUUUAAACAAUUAGUUUUUCUGUUUCCUCCAACUUGAGUUGGGCAGAUCUAGUUAUCUUUUCUCAAAAAGAAAGAAAGAAAGGUUAGUUUGGAAUCCUUAUUUCUAGAGUUGCCAGAUAUUUUACUGCCUUUCCUCCCCACCCCUGCAUUUCUGAGAGCAGAUCAAUCUGCAGAAAUUAGCAAUGGAUAAUCAUACUUGUCUCUGUGCUCUUAAAAGCUUCACCUCCUGAUUCCUCUGCAUCAAGCUGCUCAUAAAAGUACAGGAAUUGCCCAGGCUGUGGAUAGUCCUACUUGUUGCCAGAAGUGACUUGCUGGGAGGGGUGUGUGUGUGAAGCUGCUUUGCUAGCCUCCUGGCAAUUGGGUCACUGUUGUUUUCCAGGAGAGGGUGGAGUGAGGCAGUGGAGAAGUCAGCGUGGUGCAAACACGUUGGAGCCAAUGCUGACCUCCCCACCACCUCUCCCUGCUAGGGAGCAACAGCAACAGUGACCCACCUGCUGGGAAGUUAGCAAGAGUGACUGUGCAUCUACUUCCACUUGUUCCUUAUUUUAGGAACAGUGCUGUGGGCAGUGCUAAGCCUGCUGUUGCUGGGAGUGUGUGCAGAUGGGAGAUUGCUUGCAGUCCAGGGAGGAAGAGAGAAGGAGGAAGAGGGCAAUAAGUUUAAAUUUUGGAUGUUUAUGCUUUUCAGAGGCAGGGACAGUCAUCAUCUCUUGGAAGUUAAAUUUCCCCAAUGCCCCAUUUGACAUGCUGUAUCCAUCUUUGGGGACGCGGGUGGCGCUGUGGGUUAAACCACAGAGCCUAGGGCUUGCUGACCAGAAGGUCAGCGGUUCGAAUCCCUGCAACGGGGUGAGCUCCCGUUGCUCGGUCCCAGCUCCUGCCAACCUAGCAGUUCGAAAGCAUGUCAAAGUGCAAGUAGAUGAAUAGGUACCGCUAUAGCGGGAAGGUAAACGGCGUUUCCGUGUGCAGCUCUGGUUCGCCAGAAGUGGCUUUGUCAUGAUCCCUCGGCCAAUAACACGAGGUGAGCGCCGCAACCCCAGAGUCAGUCAUGACUGGACCUAAUGGUCAGGGGUCCCUUUACCUUUUUAUCCAUCUUUGGUUGGAUUUCAUCCCAUCUCAGGCAUUCGCAUUCUCCGUUCUAGUUCAGUGCCGCUCUCUAUGUUGUAACUGUUCUUAAUGUUGCCCAUUGGUGGCAGCAACAGUGGCUGCUGCCUUCUGUCUUUGUUUCAUGGGGACUGUGCUGAAGAAGUUGGUAUUUUUGAUGGUAACUCUCUUUCUGCUGAUGCUAAGAUGUUGCUCUAUUGGGGAUCAGGAUUGCUCUAUUGGGGAUUUUAUUUUUAUUUUAUUUUAAAUAUGCCUAGAUAUCUAGAUAUAUUUUUUAUUUUACUUGUCUAUAGAAAGAUGCAUUGCUGCUUAAGGACACUCUGUAAUUUGGGAAAUGGGCCAAAGUGUCAAUCACCCACUAUUUUACUAAUCUAUCCAAUAAAAACUGUUUUGCCAGCAAAUUAGCACUGAGGUCUGAAAACCUCAUGAGCUCCAGUCUUUGUCAGGCUCCACCCCUCAUCUUCAAGAUUCCUCCCUUGUGCCGACAUUACUCUUUAGAUCAGGCUCUGCCAAACUGGUGUCCUCCAGAACAUUAAAGGUUCAAUAUUCUCUGGCCUCCAGCACAAGGGCUGCUGUAAUAGCUUAAGGGCAAGAAUAAUGGUUGUACAAUAUGAAACGAGCACAACAGUUGUGCUAGCAGAAGCUUCUUGUGAAAAAGGUAGGAUUAGGGCUAUAGGAAUAUGUUUGUGCAAUCAGCCACGAGAACCUUACUGGCUUCCUACACCAUCUCUAUCACAACAGCCAUUCCACUAGGGCAACCAGUACACCACUAAGGGACUUUAACACAGCACUACAUUGAAUUCCCACCAAUGACUUCAGCUCCUACCCACCCUAGCCUGUAUAGUUCUGUUGGCUGGGGGAUAGUGUGGGUGGUAGUAGGAAGUAUCAGGUUGCUGAAGAUUGGUCUAGAUUAUUCCCUGGUUCCUACCCACAACCUUCCAGAACCUUCCUUUGCCCCUGACCUGCCAGGUUCUCCAACUGGGUCCGUUACCGGAGCCUCCAACAAAAGGGCAGCAUUACUUUUGAAAUACCAAAUCCAUCAUUAACCCAGGAAGGGAAAGUUCAGUUCCCACAGUCCGGAACCUAUACAGGACAUUCUGGUCACACCACUGCGAGGGUCUAGACGAUACCAUGCAUUAUGGAUGAAAAAGUGUGUGUGUGUGUGUGUGUGUGUGUGUGUGUGUGUGUGUGCAUCCACAAGCAAACUCUCCAUGCUCAUAUUUGUGUACCAACAUCUAAAUCCUCCUAAUAUGAAAUAUUUGGAUACCACUGGAUUUAGGUGUGUGGGGAGGGGACUGGAUCCUUAUCUCCCCCCAAGUCUGACAGGUGAGGACCCCUGCCAAUCAUCUGACAUCACAACACCAGGUGGCUUGUUUUUCCAUAGUGCUGUGCUGAUCAGUUGUUUGACAAUGCCUGUAAAUCCCCUUUGAGCCCUGCCACCUCUUAAGCUAGCCCUUGCCUGACAAAUAAGAUAUCUGGUAUAGGGCAGAUGAGCACCACCUGGACAAAACAGGGAGACUUUCUUGGCCUAAUUUGGCCUGCAGGCCUUAGUACCAGGUGCCUGACUUUCUCUUCUUUUGCAGCUGGCCACAUGCUACAGCACCUGCAAAGAAAGUGGGCCGGCUGCAUCAUGCAGCUGAUGCUGGGAGUCCACAGUGCAGAACUGCGUGCUUACCAUGCAGUCUUUUCUGUGUCCCUUAAGUGAGCCCGAUACCCUCAAGCACACUAUCCCAUUGUCAGUCCUGAAUAAAAAUUCACCUCCCAGCCUCUGAGCAUGGAAUGAGUGGUGGUGGUUGCCAUCUUGCCUUCUUCAUGCAGCAAAGGUCAUGGGUUGGUGUUUAAGAAGCUAAUAUUAGGCCACACUUAGUGUUGAGUCACACUCAGUGUUAAGAAGAUUCCUGCUGGAUCAGGCCAGUGGUCCAUCUCAUUCAGUGUCCUGUUCCCACAGUGCCCAACCAGGUACCUAUAAGCACAGAAGCACUCCUCCUUUGGUUUCCAGGGAAGCAUUAUUGCUUCCAACAUUGGAGGCAUAGCAUAGCCAUCAGGUUGGGGCACACUGAAUAUUGAUAAAUUCAGUACAAGCAAAGAGGUUGUAUUUCACACAGCACACACUUAAAACUACAGAAUGUGCUUAUUAUAUAUUAUUUAAUAACAAAUUUAAUAAUAGAAAUGUGCUCCUGUGAGAUGUAGUGAUAGCCACUAAUGUGGGUGGCUUUAAAGGGGGGUCUUAGUCAAAUUCACACUAGAAAUGGAUAUGAGCCAUGAUGGCUAUGACCCAGUUCCACUGUUGCGGGAGGGCAGUUUACCAGUUGCUAAGAAUCAUAGCUGGGGAGAAUACUGUAGCACUUGGGUCCUGCUUGUGGGCUUCCCCUGGACAUAUGGCCGGCCCCUGUGAGAAUGGGAUGCUGGACUAGACAUAGAUACAGCAGGCCUCUUCUUACGUUCUCAUGUGAUCCUACUAAAGCCUACAAGCAAUGAAAGAUCAAUUUCCCCAACCUCCAGGGUUGGAUUUGGAAUGGGGUUAUUGCAAAUAAAUUAGGCUCUAUUUGACUUGGGCCUAUAUUAAGUUCCAUUAAGGUCUCGUUGUGUCCCAUGGAAGAUGCCAAGACCCAUGUUACCCAUAGAUCCUUGCAGGUAGGGCACUCCUGUGAGCUUUUGCAGUAACGUUGCAAGUGCCACAACCCAUUGAAGAUAUGGUUCCCAUUUAUCUUGAUUACUCCUACUAGGAUGUCAGAAUCCACACAAAAUGUAGAUCCCAUAAAUUCUUCUAUCCGAGACAAUGCCAAGGCAAUACUGAGAGUUGUUGUCCUCAAUAUUUCAGCCACUUUGUAAGUUUGGAAGGGGAAGGGAAAUGCAGAAACUACAUCAGGAAGGAAUGGCACUAGGCCAAACCUAUCAUUAGGCCAAGCCUAAAUGUUCAAAUGUGUUUGGCUUAGCUCAUAGUGGGCUCAGGCUUUCCAAACCAGGAGGUUUGGAAGAUAGCAGCUCAUUUAAAGUUCACAUCAGUCCCAUGCUCAGUGACAUGGCACAGUUCAGGCUUCCUUAACAUCCAGUAAUUCAAGCUUCAGGAGUAAUAUGAUAUACACACACCCUUUUCCAAAGUGCAUUUCACCCCCUUCUUAGCCAUAUUGAAAAGAAAAUGCUUUGCAUACAUUUGCAUAUGUUUCAUUUUCCUGUCCAUUUUUUCUCACAUUCUCCUUCAUGCACCUAAAUGUGGAUGAUAACAAAACAGUCCAAUCAAACAAUAUUACCUGCACAUGCAAAAUUGCAUUAGCACAGACUUUUCAGAUGUAAGUCUGUUUCAAUUUGUAGGCCUAAAAUUUCAUUUUACUUUUUGAGAGAUAUUCAUUCUGCUACCCUAACUGCCCAGAUCAAGCUCUCUUCUUUCUCUAAUCCAGCAGGCUGCAUUCAGAACAGGCAUGGCUACAAGUAUGUAGCCCCAUUUAAAAAAAACAAAACAAAAGAUAAAUACACUGGGAUCCAGCUGUCCCUGGGGAAAAAAGGGAGAGGAGUAGUCGAAAUUAGCCCCUCGAAUUUCCCACACCAAAUAGCUAGUUGAUGCACAUGGUCCUUCCCUCUUGUUUGGUUUGGUUGGCACAAGUUCAUCCAUUGAUUGAUCAUCAUGCAUUCCCUGACCCUUGCACUGCAGUCCAAACCCUGUAUUGGGUUGGCCCUAAGUGAUUCAUCACAAUUCUUUUUAGCAUUUUUUUAAAAAUUAAGCCCUGUGGAUGCAAGCCACGGGGAAGGGUCAUGGAUCAGUGGUAGAGCAUCUCUUAUACCCACAGAAGGCCCCAGGUUCAAUCCUUGACAUUUCCCAUGUAGAGCUGGGAAAGACUAUUGCUUGAAGCCCUGGAGAGCUGCUUCCAGUCAGUGCUGAAGUAGCUGGACCAAUGGCCUGACUCUGCAUAAGGCAGUUUCUUGUGCACCUAUGGAAUGUACCUCUGAAAGCCCCGCAUAAGCAAAUGUGAUCUGUUCAAUCUCCCUUUUGCAAGGGAGGUUGCCUAGGAGACCUUUAGGGUGGAUUGUGCCCUUAGAAUUUAAACCCUCCUCAUAGGGAACAGUGGUCUCACCUCCACAUAAAUUCCCUCUGUCACAGCAUGCGGCACUGAACCUGUGAGUGAUUUAUUCAUUUACAUAAGGUGGCUGUGGUGUCUUCAUUUUUAUUUUAUUUUUUGCUAUCAAUUUUCUACAAUUUUUUAAUGGUGACAACAUAGCCGUGUGCAGGUGACUCUGGACUUUAAAAAUUAUUAUUAUUUAUUAAUUUAAAGUAUUUUCAGGUCACUUUUUCUGGACCGAUGUCCAUCCAAAAUCGCUUCACGUCAAAACAAAAGAUGAAAAGCAGUGCAUAGUAUAAAACAGUGCACAGCUUUAAAACUUUGAAUGCUACAAAUCAACACUUAAACCAUAAAGAACUGGGGGGUGGGGGUGGGGACGUAAUCGAAUCAGACCAUCAUCAGACCAGACAUCAGGCCUGGAAGACCUGCUGAAACAGAUAAAUCUCCAUAGCCUUUGAAACAAACAAAAAAAAACACAGCAUAGAGAUUUGGCCUCAGUCCACUGGAGGGUGUUCCAUAGAUGUGGGGCUGAUAGAGAAGGAAUUCUCCCUUGUGACCACCCACCUUAAAGCACUCCCACCCCAUUCAGAUGAUUGCAUGUAUUACUCAAAAUGUGGUAGGCCAACACCACUACGUUUGGGGCCCUCUAGCUCAUUGGAGCUACGAGAUAUCCUUGUAUGGCAUUAAUUCCAGAGGAUCAGCAGGUAUAAAUAAAAAACCAGGGGUGGUAUUCAGUUUCACAUGACUCAAUUAAUUUCAAUGGGUUUAUUCUGAGUAAACUUUGGUUGACUAUCACCUCAGGUCAGUCUCUUAGCCACCACCUCUCAGGGUGAUUAAGGCAUACCAUAGAGGAAGCUCAUUCUAGAUGGGCAAAGCUGUCCUCCCUUGUAAAUCCUGAGGAAAUUUCAACCCUAACUUGAUAACACAGAGCCUGUGAAAACUCUGUGAUGAUGGCUGGACUACACAAACAGCAAGUUUGUGGACUGCGCAACUAUAGUUUGCUGAUGGUGGUCUGCAUCAUGACUGAAUAUUCUCCCCUAUAAUAAGGACUCUCUGCAUCAUGGGUUAUCUGGCAUCAGAGAAGGACUCUAGCUCCAUGGUAGGGCAUCUGCUUUGCAUGCAGAAAGUGCCAGGUUCAAUCCUUACCAUCUCUAGGUAGGACCAGGGAUGUCCCCUGCCUGAAACAUUGGUGAGCUACUGCCAGUCGUAGAAUGGACCAAUAGCCUGAUUCGGUAUAAGGCAAUAAAACUGCUAUCACAAUUGCAAAGCUAAGCAGGGUCCAGUAUGGUUUCAAAUUGGAUGGAGGACUUGUGCAUUCAGAUUCUUUCAUGACAGGAGGUUGGACUAGUUGGCCCUUGACCCUUUACGUCCCCUCCAGCUCUACAGUUCUAUGGUUCUGAUGCAGCUUCCGAAGUCUAGACUUUUCCCUGAACUUGCUAGCUGUGAUUUUGUCUGAGUGUGUGUUUUGUGUGUGUGAAGAGAGACAGACAGACAGAGGAGUUCGAAUUUCCCAAAUGGCAUAGUCUAGGAGCAGUUACACCACUUCAGCUGCUCUUUUGUGUAGGCCAAGCCUGUAAGAAGCCAUUCUGGAAUGAGACACCACUACUCAUUAGCUCUUAUUACCUCAAACCAUUACCCAACAACAAACACUUAUGUGGCACUCGGGCAUAGCUAAUAUUGUACAAUUGCUAAUUAGCCCAGCCUCCCCUGUGAUGAUACAAUAUGGGGAUGGGGAAAUGGCACAUUAUCUAUUCUUGACCUCAAGGGGUCCCAGUACAGGAAAAUGCUAGCAGUAUAAUCAGGGAAACUCUGAUAAACAUAGGACAGGUUAUUUAAGGCAAAAGGAGGGAAGUCUCUUUGUGACUUAUUGAGUCACCUACGUAUGUCUGAGCAAAACCCCGAGGGCCCUCAACAGGCUCAAAGGAGUGGAGGGUAAUGUCCGGCUGUGGUUGUCUUAUCAUCCUGUUUGUGUUGGUCUGUCCUUGUAAAUAUGUACGUGCUUAUUUUCCAUCUUUGGCUACUGGUUGGCUGCUUCUCAUUGUAUACAGGUGAUCUCAAGUGUUUGUUUGUCCUGUCUAUAAAACUGGGUUUCUCCAAGACAAGUGGUUGAGCCUCUGCCCUAGUCAUUUUCUUCUGUUUCCCUUCGGAGUACAACACAUUCCAAAUUCUGAAGAAAUCAAAUGAUAGUUCUUAUCCUUCCUUCUUGAAUCUAGCCUACAUCCUGCUGUGUGUGUGGUUUUGGGGGGUGGGGCAUUGUUCACAGAAAGACUGUUUUUUGCAGCAGCAGCAACAACAAAAAUCUGAUAAAUAACUUCUAAAGCUAUUGAACUAUUUUUGUUAUUUGCUGGGUAUUCUCAAGAGAUUUGCACGUUUGCCCCAAUCCAGCAAGGGAGAUUUGCAGAGGGCAGAAAGCUACUGGACUGCAUUCCCAGCCAAUGUAGCUGCACAUUUCCAGAUGUGUUGAGCUCUUCAUCUGGGUCCCAUAUAACUAGCUAAAUGCAUCUUUUGAUGUGGCUGGGGAUCCACACCCCUACCCGGGCCACCACUUAUUGCAUGGAACUAGUAUUUGUGCUCAACUAGUGCUGGAAUCAGUUGAGGGCAAGUUGCUUACUAAUAGGAGCAGAACUCUUCUUUUGCAGUACCACAUUCUUAGGAGAUUGGAUCAGGGAUAUUCAUAUUACAGUCAAGAGGUGGGAGAAAAGAUUGUGCUUGACAGCCAAUGUAUGCUUAAUAAGAACCCAACCUGGUAUUUUGCUCAAGUUUCCAAUCUCCAGCUUGAUAUUUUCAGAGGUCUUGAAGCCAAAAUCUUCUUAUUGCUCCUGAUGAAUGACAUGAAGGACCACCUUUAAUUUAUUAAAAACUGGGCUGUGGUGUUGAUGUGUGUGUGAGAGGGGGGGGGACAUUUCAAUCUGGAAGUUGAAUCUCUAGCCACAAAGGAUUUGGGAAGAGCUAGUCAGAGAAAGUAAAACCAGGUUGGCUGGGUCUGGCCUGGUGCAGUGCAACUUUCUAUACUCCUUAAAUCCAAUUAAAUUUAAUCAUUGCCUGUGAUAUUUCCUACUGUUCAGCAAUCCUUUGCAUGGUGGAGAAUUUGACAUCAAAGAAAACAUGGACUGCAUAAAGCUCAUUGGUACCCACUCACUGUGAUUUCACAGAAAAUUACUCUUGCAACUUCUAGAAGAAUGUUUCCUUCGCACUAGCCUUUUCGUAAGGGGGGAAAUAUCCUAUACUGCUGGAUGACUAAACUUGCUUGUUGGUGGUGUCUCUUUGUGCUAGAUGCAACUGCCUCUGCUUCUUCAGCAAUGUCCACAUUUAGAGCUGCUGAUGUUCUGUGUUAAGUUUUAUUCAAGGCCUACCUGGCCAAAUGCAAUAAGGCAUUGGAAAUCAGCUGAGAAAGAGAAUUGACUUUCAAGCAUUGCAAACUGGUUUUUUCAAAGCAGAUAAAUUAAAGGGGACCAUUCCACCCACAGCCAUGCUCAAGGCAGCUCUUUGCCUCUUAUGUGUUUUUAAUUUCCCAAGAUUUGUGAGCAUGAACAUUGAAGGAUGCAGCAAGGGUGUGCAUCCAGCUGUCCACUGCUGCAAGGGACCUUGUUCUGGCAGAUGGAUGAGUUUUAAUGUUGCACAACACAGCAGCUGCGAAAACUCGUUGGCUGACAGAUUGCGCAAUCCACAGUGCCACAAAGUUACCAGCAACUUUCUUAUGCUUUCUGCUGUGCAACAAUGCUCCACGGACUCAAAACAUUUUGCCGGCAAAACAAGCAUAUCGCUAAGUGACUUUAGCUCAGCGCAACACUGUAUACCACCCAAUGUCUUCAACUUCUUGUUUGUCUUUGCAUUUGGGUAAAGAAUAAAUUGUUUUAAGUUAAUUCAACUCAUCUAGGUAAUAUGAUGUCAGGGUCUUUUGUUAACAAGGUAUGAGUGAGGAGAAGCUCCUCUGAUGUUCCCCGAGUAGCUCUCAGGUUUUCACCACCUUAAGGAAACAGCCAGUGGACCAAUUUCAAAGAUGGUUGUGUGAAGAACAAACUCUUCACCUUUAUUGCCUUUCCUAAGCUGAUUUGCUUCUGCCCUUUGGCCUCUCUUCUUUCCUCCCCCAGUCCUCGACGGCUGCUAACAUCAUACCAUCUAGCAAGCUGUAGCACAAUGGUCAAGCUUACUCUUUUCUUUCUCUUUGGACUAUCUGCUUUAAAAGCUGCACCUUUGAGCUGUGGUUUGGUAUCACUGCCAUCUUUCAAAUGCACAAGAAUUCUGCAGUAGACCAUCAUUUGUAGUUUCUGAGAAUCCCUGAGCUGAGAUCUCACCCAAGCAAAUGAUCCUGGUAUUGUAUAGAAAACCAGAGGAGAAUUAUACUGGCCUGAUCUUUUUAAAUUAAAACAUGACUUAUAUGACAGAAUAUUUCUGCUUGGUUUGCCUGAAUUUAUUAUAGUUACAGGCAAACCAUUGAUUGAGCAAGCUUAGCAGUGAUUUUACUAGGUGGCAGCAUAAGACAUGGAAGUGAGUGUUAAGAAGGCCUAAUUCUCCAAAGCUAUGCUACAUUCCAAGAUACAGUAGCUGAAGACCAAGCAAAUGGGCCAAAGCAGAAUAUUGUAAAUCAUGUUCAUACCAUACAUUUAAAGCACACUUAAAGCACACGGCUUCACCCAAAGAAUCCUGGGACCUGUAGUUUACCCCUCACAGAGCUACAAUUCCAAUUACCCUUAACAAGUACAGAUCCCAGGAUUCUUUGCAGGGUAAGUCAUGCUUUAAAUGUAUGGUGUAGAUGUGACCAUAGUUUAUAUAUGAGACAUUGGCUUGAGGAGUUCAGGGUCAAGUUUAAUUGUCUACACUACAUAUUUAAGCCAAAUUUAAUAUUUGCAUCCUAAUUCAAAAAAGAACGCUGGGGAAAUCUGAGGGAGUCUGGGAUUGGUCUCAAAUGAAGAAUUUUCAAUGCUCACACCAAAAGUGAAUUCCAAGCAUCCCUGGGGUAAGCAAUGGCAGUUAUGUGUUGGUGUAAGACUAGUUUAAGCUUGUGGUAUAGAUAUAUUUUAGGUCUCAGGGGAAGGGCUUCCACCUCUUUCUUGCACACACUGUUUGAGGCCAAAACAGGAAUCUGAGGCAUCACUUCUACCAACACUGUGAAAAUCAAUGGUGGCUUUGACCAUUAAGUAAUGAAAAGUGAAAUCAAAAGGACACACUUGUGGAAUAAUAAGGGUUGAUUUUAGCUGUAGAGGAUGGAAUGGAUACUUUGGUGAAAUGAGACUAGAAAUGAUGGCAAACAGUGACCACCAUAUAUGUUGCAAAUCCCAUAUUUGGGAGCUGGAGUAGAUGAUUAUUCUGAUGGUAGGUGAGCAACUAAAAUAUCUGAUAGCUGCUCCAGGGGCAGGAAAGAAGAUUUCAGAAGGGGAAAUACUUCAAAGGUCACUUGGGGUUCAAGACUCUGUAAUUUGUGUGAGAUACCAUUCAAGCACAUUUGUGCUGUGCUGUGUGUGUGUGUGUGUGUGUGUGUGUGUGUGUGUGUGUGUGUGAGAGAGAGAGAGAGAGAGAGAGAGAGAGAGAGAGAGAGAGAGAGAAUUAUUGUUAUGUGCCUAUAUUCUAAAAUAGUGACUCCAUGACUUUACAGUGUUGCUUCACAUAUCUGGGAUGUUUUUCCUGAGAUAAAGCCCCAUGGAUGUAGAGGGAAAAAUGUGUAGGAAACUAUAACUUGUGAUGUGCAACAUGCACACUUGGCUAUAAGUACAUGUCUGGAAGCAAAACGACAGCCUACAGAUGGUCAGGAAACACACUUUCCCGAUGUGCAAGUAUUAUUUCUGUGUGGGAAACCCAUAAUGUGUGAAGCACCUCUUCAGUCAGGCUCUACGAGGGUAAAUGAAAAUGCUUUUUGUGGUGGUUCCCUUAGCUACUGUUUUUAGAAUUUUACAGGGACGGUCAUAAUAUGGGUAAAAGAAGGGGGGUCAGGGAAUGGGGCUUGUGGAUUUCAUUAAAGCCUCCCUCCCCCCGAAAAUCAAGCACAUGAUUGUUUAUCACCCAAACAAAGCAUACUAGAAAUAUGAUGGUUUCGAUCUAAUAGAAUAUGAGGGCUAAGUAUGUAUAGCCUUAAAAAACAAACAAACUAAGGCUGAAAUCCCACCAAUCAAUGUUUGGUGUGGAAUGGGGGACGAGCUAUUGAAUCCAGUGACAGCACAUUUGAUUGGUGGGACUUCAAAGUAACACAACAUAACCUUGUCUGUUGGCUCAGGCUGAGGAGUUGUGCUUGUAGCACCAAACUGUUAAGUUCCUCCAACUAUGGUGAAGUACCAGGUUGGAAGUCUGUUUCUGUAUAUGAAAAAUUCCUAGCUAGAUCAGACUGAUCUGGACUGUUGAGGUUGCAAAAAAGAAAAUAAAAGAAAAUCUGUGCUGGGUAAAUUGAGGUUAAAAAGAAAAUUGCAAGCUUGACAGGAGUGAUUGUGUGUGUGUGUGUGUGUGUGUGUGUGUGUGUGUGACACAAGUGUUGCCUACGGGGUUUAUUUUCAGGGUUUCAAAAAAAAAAUUUGAACAGAAAAUAACCUACAUUCCCACUGUUUAACAUUUUGCUGUACAUUCUUUUCUUUUCUUUCAAACAUAUUAUUUCUUUAAAGGAAAAAAGAAAAAUUGUGUAGUGAAAUUCUUCUGUAACUUUGGAUUAAGAGAUACUUUUUAAAAAGAAAAGAAUAAAGCAUUCUUUCCUUUGUAAAUGUGCUGAUGGCAUGGAUUCUGCUUUCUGACAUCAGCAUCCUUUUUUUUAAUAAAAUGGAAAUAAAGAUUUUCUCCCCCCUCGUUUCCAAUAUUUUAAGUUAUUUUCAAUUGUGGUUGAAGCAAUAGAACAUUGAAAUUAUGGAUUGUGCAUGACAGUGUCUUGAGUGUAAAAAUAAAAUAAAAAUUGCAGUUUGAAACUUGGACCUAAAGUAUUGCAAAUA